AUGUCGGUUGCUUCGGGUGUUGUAACAGAAGGUCAAAUUCGAGAACCAGUGGUCAAAAGCACUGAUAUGAAUGAAGAUAUGCAACAAGAUGCUAUACUGAUUGCUAAUGAUGCCCUUAAUAAAUUUAAAGUUGAAAAGGUUAGUAAAUUUCCAACUUUUGCUGUUAACGUACAGUUUGUGAAAGCGGAACAAUUAUUUCAACAUAGGCAAUCGUUUUGA
Molecule: messenger RNA, 219 nt
Organism: Enterobius vermicularis (human pinworm)
Lineage: Eukaryota; Metazoa; Nematoda; Chromadorea; Rhabditida; Oxyuridae
Source: the annotation of a GenBank genome assembly